UUCCCAAGGUGCAGGUUGCGCAACUUUUUCGGGAUGCCUCCUAAGCCCAGGCAAUGGAUGUCAUGUAGAUUGCAGAAGUGGCCUAGACCACCGAGACGUGUUCGUUGCCGCCUCCCAGCGAAGCUCUCCGGCAGGAGCAACCCAUUUACAUGGCAUGUAAAAAGAUCCUUACACAACCGGAACCACAAAAGCAUUUGGAGUCGAGAUGAUAUUCAAGAGAACAGCACGUAUUCUAAUUUUAAAGCUCGUAAUCCAGACCUGUUUCAACGAAAAGAUCAGGUUUUCCAGGAGCUUGAGGCCAAUCGGUUGCAGUGGCAUACACCCCCACCAAUUGUCUACCAUGAUCUAGUUGAUGUAGCGGCGAAGGUUGGGCGUGUCGAGGAACGUAUAGGAUACAGUUUCAAGAACAAAAUGCUGUGCAUCGAAGCACUAAAGCUCACAUCGUCGGCUACACCACUAUACUUCGACGGUAAGACUUAUCAUGUCGAAAGGAACAACCGAAUGGCACUGCUAGGUGAUCGCCUUCUCACGUUGGCUUUGUGCGAUACUUGGUUCCAAACGGGAAACCCUGCAGUAAACUACAAUACGAUGCAAAGGAAUUCAGAAAAUCGAAAGGUUCUUCUCAAAAAAGGGAAAGCACUUGGUAUACGCGAAAAUUUGGUAUGGUAUGAUCAGCGGACCUCAAAGCCCGAUGCCAGGCUCGAUGCCGACAAUGCGUUUAGCGAGGCGAUUCCCGAGGCGGUUGAAGCUAUCCUUGGUGCUGUGUGGUUGGAUUCCGGGAAAAGCAUUGAAACUGUCAAGGAAGUCAUCAAUAAAGCCGCGCUUGAUACACACGAGCAAUUGAAAGUAGAUGUUCAGUCUCAGGACAUGCAUAAGAAGAAAGAGCUUUCAAGAUUCCGGGUUUUUGAACACAUCGUGUCCAGGAAACGCAAGAAGGGAUCGAAACGACUCAGGAUAGAAUACGAGACAGAGCAGAACGAACUCAGGAUAGACAGAGAAAAGAGUCGGAACCUGAAAGAAGAAGCACAGCCAGAGAGCCACAACCCAGCACUAAGACCAAAACUAACACACUUCCUAAAGAGAAGCCUUGGCGCAAUGGUAGCGCGUUGGUCUUCGGUUGAAAGCAUAAACACCGAAGAAUCGAAAAUGAAUCCGUGCGCAAUCGCAGCUGCUAGCAGGCUAUCAAAGGAGCGCAAUAUGUUAAAUGAUAAAUCCGGUCAUGACUACCUCACAACAGAUUCUGGACGACAGCUUUCAUCGAUAUCUCGCAAAGAGGACGAAGAAAAGGUAGAUACUCUGUGUGAGUCAGGCGACCAGGAUCCACAGACAUCGUCGCACGCGAAAAAGGCGGGCCGCAGAGCUAAAGGUCAAUCGCAACAGAUCGAUGCUAUGAGUACAGGUUUGAACACUGGAGACCAAAGACGUAAAGAGACUCUCUGGCUGCGUGCACUUGGGAUGCAAGGGAUGUUAAAGAUGCGGGGUAUAGACAUAGAUGUUUGGAAUUUGUACCAAAAUAUGACAGUAAGCGCGCGACAGAACAGCAAAGCGAGAGACAGGGUAUGGUCACCUGUGGAAGAGUGGCGGGGUUUACACCGUGAACACCGAAGAAUUAACCUGAAAAGCCGGCUGCGUGCAGUUGCGAUACGACACAUGUUGAAGACGCGGGGUAUAGAUAUAGAUGUUGAGAGUUUAUACCAAGACGUUAAGUUCAUCUCGAUGAGAAACUUGAAAUCUUUGACGGUAGAGGAAGCAAGAUCUAUACAGGAAAACUCGGUUCCUGUAUGGAAAAUCAUCGGACAGGAGAAAUUUUCUACCAAGAUCAAGUCGGCUUCCCCUACUCUUGAAUCGAGAAGCAACGGCACAAUCACAUCUCCAAUCCCAGUGUCAGGUCAGAAACUCUCGAGUUCCCCGGAGCAGCCCAGUCCCACGAAAAGAGUUCGGUCAGCUAGUGAAAUCCGUGAGAAGACUCUUCAGGAGCUCUCAAGACAUCUAGAAAACACAGGCUUUGAGAGCGCUUCAGCUGUCAAUAGUCGAGACGAAAACAAAAAGAUGAAAUUGCGCACUAAGGAUGUCGAACAAUUAGAACGAGAUAUCCUUAGCUCGCACAAAGACAUAUGGCAAGCGAACGGGACUGCUGAUUCAUCAUGGAAGCCUACCAAACGCUCCUACGACCGUAUCGCCAAUAUACAACUUUCACGGGAUUAUCAAAUUCUUGCAGAGCGGUUGGCUAGGCGCACUCCAACAACCCGUGAAGCCACGAAUGAAGAGGACGCUAGACUAAGGAACUCAUUACAGGAGGACCUUCUAGAGGCGGACAUAAAUUACAGACCAUUCGUUCAAUUAGAAUCCGAUAAGUCAGCAACGGAGGUGCCUGCUACGCCCGCUACGCCUGCUACGCCACGACCGGGGCCUAGAAGAAAACUUACACUAUAUACCCCCAGUAUUCGAAGGCAAAUGGUUCUAUCUGCUCUUAGUCCAAGAGCAUAUUGA
Messenger RNA from Alternaria burnsii, 2490 nucleotides. RefSeq lists its product as uncharacterized. Gene Ontology annotation, molecular function: ribonuclease III activity. The transcript is spliced from 2 exons. Lineage: Eukaryota; Fungi; Ascomycota; Dothideomycetes; Pleosporales; Pleosporaceae. The annotation marks the transcript as partial. The record is from RefSeq and is a predicted model, not a curated record. Gene Ontology annotation, biological process: RNA processing.